Pristis pectinata (smalltooth sawfish) is the source of this 3029-nucleotide messenger RNA. RefSeq names its product zinc finger protein 850-like. Gene Ontology annotation, molecular function: DNA-binding transcription factor activity, RNA polymerase II-specific; RNA polymerase II cis-regulatory region sequence-specific DNA binding. The transcript has 3 exons. The record is from RefSeq and is a predicted model, not a curated record. Gene Ontology annotation, biological process: regulation of transcription by RNA polymerase II. Bases 943 to 2829 code for a protein of 628 amino acids. NCBI's taxonomy places the organism in Eukaryota, Metazoa, Chordata, Chondrichthyes, Rhinopristiformes, Pristidae.
CUUCCCUCCCUACCCCCUUGUUCCCUUCCCGUCCCCUUCCUCCGCACUGCCUUCCCCACCCCUUCCUCCUCACUGCCCUCCCGCUUCCCUCUCUCCUCCCCCUGCUCCCCCUCCCCUCCAGAUCAGGGUGCCGGACCUUGAGAAAAAUCUGACGCAGAGCCCGACACGAUUUCCCCCUCUGCCGGGACCGCUGCUGCCCGCCCCGCUGUGCUCAGCCCCUUGUCCCUCCUGCUCUGGGAUUGUCCUGUUUUAAUGCAGACGGGAGGUGCGGUUCUGCGGCGGGAGGAGCUGGUUCCGGCUUCCGAACGGAGGAGCCUUCAGUCGAGCUGGACAGUCUGGAAACACAGAUGAGCAAACUGAGAUUGGGACCGGUCUCCAGACACUGCUGAUGUACAAAUCAUUGAUCCAACAAGCGAAGGAUUUGUUUAUGGGAAUCUCAACCACAACAUCAGAGAAUUCACACUGGGGAGAGGCCGUUCACCUGCUCGGAGUGUGGGAAGGGAGUCACUCGGUCAUUCCAGUUGCUGAUGCACCAACAAAUUCACAGAGAAGAGGCCGUGAAUCUGCACUGAGUGUGGGAAGGAUUUCCUUCACUGAACUCACUUGCAGAAACACGAGCGAGUUCACACUGGGGAGCGGCCAUUCUCCUGCUCAACGUGUGGGAAAGGAUUCACUCAGUUAUCCAACCUGAUAACACACCAGAGAGUUCACACCAGGAAGAGGCUGUACACCUGCUCUGAGUGCGGGAAGGGAUUCACUCAUUCGUCUGAUUUGCUGACACACCAGCGAGUUCACACUGGGAAGAGACCAUUCUCCUGUUUAACGUGUGGGAGAGGCUUCACAGUGUUAUCCAGCCUGAAGUGUCACCGGAGAGUUCACACUGGGGAAUAGCCAUACACCUGCUCUGAGUGUGGGAAAGGAUUCACUCAGUUAUCUGGCUUGAUGACGCACCUGCGAGGUCACACCGGGGAGAAGCCGUAUCCCUGCGCUGAGUGUGGGAAAGGAUUCACUCGGUCUUCCAGUUUGCUGACACACCAGAGAGUUCACACUGGGGAGAAGCCAUACACCUGCUGCGAGUGUGGGAAAGGAUUCACUCAGUUUUCCAACCUGAUGACGCAUCAGAGAGCUCACACUGGGGAGAAGCCGUACACCUGCUCCGAUUGUGGGAAAGGAUUCACUCAGUUUUCCAACCUGAUGACACACCAGCGAGUUCACACCGGGGAGAAGCCGUUCUCCUGCUCAACGUGUGGGAAAGGCUUCACUGUGUCAUCCAGCCUGAUGAGGCACCAGCGAGUUCACACUGGGGAGAAGCCGUACACCUGCUCCGAGUGCGGGAAGGGAUUCACUGUGAAAUCUAACCUGAUAACGCACCAGAGAGUUCACACCGGGGAGAAGCCGUACACCUGCUCCGAGUGUGGGAAAGGAUUCACUCAGUUAUACGGCCUGAUGAGGCACCAGCGAAGUCACACCGGGGAGAGGCCGUACACCUGCUCCAAGUGUGGGAAGGGAUUUACCGUGUUAUUCAACCUGAUAACGCACCAGAGAGUUCACACCGGGGAAAAGCCGUACACCUGCUCUGAGUGUGGGAAAGGAUUCACUACGUCAUCCAGCCUGAUGACACACCAGCGAGUUCAUACCGGGGAGAAGCCAUUCUCCUGCUCAACGUGUGGGAAACGCUUCACUGUGUUAUCCAGCCUGAAGGAUCACCAGCAAGUUCACACUGGGGAGAGACCGUUCUCCUGCUCCGAGUGUGGGAAAGGCUUCACCGUGUUAUCCAGCCUGAAGCAUCACCAGCGAGUUCACACCGGGGAGAAGCCGUACACCUGCUCCGAGUGCAGGAAGGGAUUCACUCAGUCGUCCAGUUUGCUGACACACCAGAGAGUUCACACUGGGGAGAAGCCGUACACCUGCUCUGAGUGUGGGAAAGGAUUCACUCAGUUUUCCAACCUGAUGAUGCACCAACGAGGUCACACCGGGGAGACGCCGUACACCUGCUCCGAAUGCGGGAAGGGAUUCACUGUGCUAUCUAACCUGAUAAGGCACCAGAGAGUUCACACCGGGGAGAAGCCAUACACCUGCUCCGAGUGUGGGAAAGGAUUUACCCAGCCAUCCAGCCUGAAGAAACACCAGCGCGUUCACACCGGGGAGAGACCGUUCUCCUGCUCAACGUGUGGGAAAGGCUUCACUGUGUUAUCCAGCCUGAAGUAUCACCAGCGCGUUCACACCGGGGAGAGACCGUUCUCCUGCUCCAUGUGUGGGAAAGGCUUCACUGUGUUAUCUGGCCUGAAGUAUCACCGGCAAGUUCACACUGGGGAGAAGCCGUACACCUGCUCCGAGUGUGGGAAGGGAUUCACUGUGUUAUGUAGCCUGACAACGCACCAGAGAGUUCACACCGGGGAGAAGCCGUACACCUGCUCCGAGUGUGGGAAGGGAUUCACUCAGUUAUCUGGCCUGAUGACGCAUCAGAGAAUUCACACUGGGGAGAAGCCAUACACCUGCUCCAUUUGUGGGAAAGGAUUCACUCAGUUUUCCAACCUGAUGACACACAAGCGAGUUCACACUGGGGAGAGACCGUUCUCCUGCCCAACGUGUGGGAAAGGAUUCACUGUGUUAUCCAGUCUGAUGACGCACCAGCGAGUUCACACUGGGGAGAGACCAUUCUCCUGCUCAAUGUGUGGGAAAGGAUUCACUCAGUCAUCCAACUUGCAGGCACACCAGCGAGUUCACACUGGGGAGAGACCGUUCACCUGCUCUGAGUGCGGGAAGGGAUUCCCUUUGUCAUCUCAGCUGCUGAAACACCAGCGAAUUCACACUACAGAGAAAGAUUAAACAUGCUGUAUACUCAAUUUCCAACCAUCACUGCUACUGAAAUCUAGCACAAAUUCACAAGUGUUGCAGGUGUUCAUAGGUGUCGGAUUCUGUCGACGCUGCUGAUCUCGCCCAGGAUUGAACCCUGCUCGUUGGGCACAGUUGAUUUUCUUUUGUAAUCUCUUUAACUGAGCUAAUGUUCUGGAUCUCUGAUUAAAAUA